Messenger RNA from Solanum verrucosum, 723 nucleotides. RefSeq lists its product as uncharacterized. Lineage: Eukaryota; Viridiplantae; Streptophyta; Magnoliopsida; Solanales; Solanaceae. Gene Ontology annotation, molecular function: cysteine-type endopeptidase inhibitor activity. The transcript is spliced from 4 exons. The record is from RefSeq and is a predicted model, not a curated record. Bases 1 to 621 code for a protein of 206 amino acids.
AUGUCGUCGCCGCCGCCACAAUCGCCUCUGCCGUGGCAAUACGGAGGAUCCUCAAGCGAAUCGGAUUGUCCGCCGUCGUUGAAGAAACAAAAGGUGGAUGAGGAAGAUGGAGAAUCCAGCGAUUGCGAAAGUGAGCAACCUUUACCAUACUCUCUCUCAGAUACAAGCCUUCCCGACUGGGAUAUCGAUGAAGCAAUUGAAGAUUUAUAUUGCCCUGUCGGUCCCGGUGAAAAAAAGGCGGAUAAAGCUGUUUGGGAUAGGUACUUCCAGCAGAUUCGUGAGAGUGAGGGAUUUGACAUUAAAGAUUAUCCCGGUUCGUGUCCAAUAACUAGCAUCUACCCCAUGACUAACUACUUAGACACUCCUGCUAAUGUUGAAAUGUUGAAGGGUCAUUGUGCAAAGGCACUUGAGCAGUACAAUACGGACAAUGGCACUAAAUAUGAGGUCGACCGUAUUCUCAAGGUUAAUGAAGGUGGCUGUCAAGGCUUCAUUUUCUAUAUUACCUUUUCGGUCAAAAAUGGCGACAAUGAAUAUUUUCAAGCUAAGGUGGUGGAACAUUUAAAUAAAUCUUUGGAGUUCCCAAUUGUUAGGCCAAGGGUGAAGGGAGGUUUGGACAUAUAGUGAUGUGAAGUCUGUGCAUCCUUUUGGCUUUGUGUUAACAACUCUUGUCAAUGUUGGACAUCAUUACUAGUAAAUUGCUCUCUUCUUAGUUAGUUUGUCUUU